AUUUUUCAAUUUCACUUAUAAAAUAUUAAAAAAAAACACCAACUUUUCAUAGGUUUGAAAGAAUAUAAUUCAUGGAAUUUGGAAAUGUGGAUGAGUUUCUUAAGAACAGGACCAUUUUGGUCACUGGUGCAACUGGAUAUUUAGCUAAGAUUUUUGUGGAGAAGAUAUUGAGAGUUCAACCCAAUGUGAAGAAACUUUAUCUCCUUUUAAGAGCUAAAGAUGCCAACUCUGCCAUGGAUCGCUUGAAUAAUGAGGUGGUAGGAAAGGACAUAUUCAAAGUAGUGAGGGAAAAAUAUGGAGCAAGUCUACUUUCUUUUAUAUCAGAAAAAUUGACUCCAAUUCCUGGUGACAUUUCUUAUGAAGAUUUGGGAAUUAAAGAUUCUUAUUUGAGAGAUAAAAUGCUGAAAGAAAUUGAUUUGGUUAUUAAUUUUGCUGCCACUAUCAACUUUGAUGAAAGAUAUGAUGUUGCAUUGAGCAUUAAUACAUUGGGAGCUUUGCAUGUCCUGAAUUUUGCAAAGAAAUGUCCAAAGAUUAAGAUGCUAGUUCAUGUCUCUACUGCUUAUGUAUGUGGAGAAGAUACAGGACUUGUACUAGAAAAGCCAUUCUCAAUGGGUAAAGCCAAGAAGGGAAGCGUGAAAUUAGAUAUUAAAGAAGAAAUGAAAUUAGUGCAAGAAAAGUUAGAUCAACUUAAAUCAGAAAAUGCUUCCGAGAAAGAAAUUACAGAAAUUCUCAAAGAUUUUGGCAUUGAAAGGGCAAGGUUGUUUGGAUGGCCAAACACGUAUGUAUUUACAAAGGCAAUGGGAGAGAUGAAUUUGGUACAUUACAAACACAAUUUGCCCCUUGUUAUUAUACGACCAACUAUGAUAACCAGCACUCGCAAACAACCCUUUCCCGGCUGGAUUGAAGGUCUCCGGACCAUUGAUAGUGUAAUUGUGGGAUAUGGUAAAGGCAAAUUGACAUGUUUUGUUUCUAAUCCUCGCUCUUUCCUUGAUGUCAUACCAGCUGACAUGGUGGUGAAUGGUAUUCUGGUGGCAAUGGCGAAUCGUGAGAAGCAAAAAAGUUCAGAAAUAAUAUAUCAAUUAGGUUCUUCAGCAAGAAACCCUUUUAAAUUCUCAAGCAUUCAUGAUUUUAGCUUCCGAUAUUUCUCUGCAAAUCCAUGCAUCAAUAAAAAUGGCGAUCCUGUCAAAAUUACUAAGGGCAUUGUGUUAAGCUCCAUGGCCAGCUUCCGUUUGUUCAUGGCCAUUCGAUUUCAGCUUCCAUUGAAGGCAUUACAGCUCGCAAACACCUUGAUGUUGAAGAAAUAUGAAGAUACAUAUACGGUUCUUACUCACAAACUAAAUUUGGUGAUGAAAUUGGUAGAUCUUUAUAAACCAUAUCUUUUCUUCGAGGGCAUCUUCGACGAUACAAACUCGGAGAAGCUGAGAAUAGCAUCAACACCACAGACAAGUGUUGAAGAGGAAGAUGAAUUCGACUUCGAUCCGACAAAAAUUGACUGGGAAGAUUACAUGAUGAAUGUUCAUAUCCCUGGUCUUGUUAAAUAUGUCAUCAAAUAAUUUCACAAACUAAGAAAGACUUCAAUUUUUUAAUUAGUGAUGCAUAUCAUAUAAUUUAAUUGUAUUCAGAUUACAUCUUAUAUGUUUAUUAUUUUAUUUAUUAUCAUCAAACUUUUAAUAAUAA
Mercurialis annua (annual mercury) is the source of this 1677-nucleotide messenger RNA. Its product is annotated as alcohol-forming fatty acyl-CoA reductase-like. The coding region runs from base 72 to 1553 and encodes 493 amino acids. The record is from RefSeq and is a predicted model, not a curated record. Gene Ontology annotation, biological process: long-chain fatty-acyl-CoA metabolic process; suberin biosynthetic process. Gene Ontology annotation, cellular component: intracellular membrane-bounded organelle. Lineage: Eukaryota; Viridiplantae; Streptophyta; Magnoliopsida; Malpighiales; Euphorbiaceae. The transcript has 10 exons. Gene Ontology annotation, molecular function: alcohol-forming very long-chain fatty acyl-CoA reductase (NADP+) activity.